Messenger RNA from Drosophila serrata, 1606 nucleotides. It is a transcript of the gene SdhBL, whose product is annotated as Succinate dehydrogenase, subunit B (iron-sulfur)-like. NCBI's taxonomy places the organism in Eukaryota, Metazoa, Arthropoda, Insecta, Diptera, Drosophilidae. Gene Ontology annotation, cellular component: mitochondrial membrane. Gene Ontology annotation, biological process: respiratory electron transport chain; tricarboxylic acid cycle; aerobic respiration. The record is from RefSeq and is a predicted model, not a curated record. Gene Ontology annotation, molecular function: oxidoreductase activity; 2 iron, 2 sulfur cluster binding; electron transfer activity.
UUGUAUUAACAACUUAGUUCACAUUUUUUAAAUUUUGUCAGUUUCUUUACACAAUACAAGGUAGCAACAAUUGCACAUUAAUUCUCUGUCGUACUGAAAAUCUUUUUUUAAAUUAUAUUUCUGGAAAUUCCGAAAAACGCAGCUCACAAAUAUUCUUCCAUAAUUCAAUGUACUUGCUGCGCCGGCAGCCUAGGCUGCAUCAAAAGGGAUUUCAAUUAAUACUGUGCCUCCAGGAUGUGUCCAAAUCCUUUUCCUAUCUUACGACGGCUAUGUCCACAGAACCGAUUCCCGGAUCAAGGAUGGUUGCCACCAUAUCCACCGCCAUAUCCAUGGUACCCCAAUCAUUAUCCUGGCUGGGAGGAUCAAGAAAACAAGAAGAAUCGGGCACAGGAGGAAAAGCCCGAAGAAGAGUCUACUCCACAGGACGAGGAGCAGAAGGAGGAGGAGCAGGAGGAGCAAAAGGAGGAGCAGAAGGAGGACCAAAAGGAGGAAGACCAGCCGGAACCUCAAAAUCAGAACCAGGAGGAACUGCAGGUGGAACAGCCCCCCCAACAGGUGCAGGAAGAAAGGCAGGAGGAGCCGCCGCCGCCGCCGCCGCCGAUUCAGGAAGAAAGGCAGGAGGAGCCUUCGCCGCCGCCGCCGAUUCAGGAAGAAAGGCAGGAGGAGCCAUCGCCGCCGCCGAAUCAGGAGGACUAACUUCGGGAAAGCCACCUUCAGCAAACACUCCACCAAAACCCCCUUCAGAACCCACCAAGAAACCGCCACCACCUCCUCCCUCUGAGAAAAAACCACGAAUGAAGAAUUUCGACAUAUACCGCUGGAAGCCUGGUGAUCAGCCACAUACGCAGACCUUCUCCGUGGAUAUCGCACAAUGUGGUCCCAUGGUUUUGGAUGCUUUAAUCAAAAUCAAGAACGAAAUGGAUCAAACCCUCACCUUUCGGAGAUCAUGUCGCGAGGGAAUCUGUGGAUCAUGUGCGAUGAACAUCAAUGGUACCAAUUCACUUGCCUGCAUCACUUCAAUUGAUACAAACGAGGGCGCUACCUGUCGCAUCUAUCCUUUGCCGCAUCUGUAUGUUGUUCGGGAUCUGGUUCCUGACAUGAGCCACUUCUAUGCCCAGUACACCGCCAUCCAGCCGUGGUUGCAGCGUAAAAACAAGAAGCACGAGCCUGGGACGGCACAGUUCCUGCAGUCAAUCGAUGAUCGAACCACUCUGGACGGGCUCUAUGAGUGCAUCCUGUGCGCAUGCUGCCAGACAUCCUGUCCCUCAUACUGGUGGAAUAGUGACAAGUACCUGGGACCAGCGGUCCUUAUGCAGGCCUACCGUUGGGUCAUCGAUUCCAGGGAUGAAGCCACCGCAGAGCGCUUAAAAUACUUAUCUGAUCCAUGGAAGGUGUAUCGCUGUCACACAAUCCUGAACUGCACAAACACCUGUCCGAAGCACUUGAAUCCAGCCAGGGCUAUCGUCCAGCUAAAACAGCUCAUGGCCGGAAUGAAGAAGAAGGGGGAGUCACAGCUCAAAACCGACGCACUGCAUCAGGGCAAGGCGUAGGGACACUCUAGGCUAAGCAAUACAACAAUUAAACGUUGAACUGAUCUGAUCUUGAA